Messenger RNA from Rhopalosiphum maidis (corn leaf aphid), 661 nucleotides. RefSeq names its product partner of xrn-2 protein 1-like. The record is from RefSeq and is a predicted model, not a curated record. The coding region runs from base 197 to 505 and encodes 102 amino acids. NCBI's taxonomy places the organism in Eukaryota, Metazoa, Arthropoda, Insecta, Hemiptera, Aphididae. The transcript is spliced from 4 exons.
CACAUUGUACUCAUCACACAAAAACAGCAAAACACCGAUAUUUGUUUAAAAUUUACUAUUCAAAGCUUCAGACUUUAGCGUUUGACGUACCUAACGAUUAACUAUUUUUUUUGAGUUUAAGACUAUUUGGGUCUAUUUUUUUAAAAAAGGUCGAAGAGUGAGCGAGACUCAGUUUUUUAAAAUAGUACCUAUAAUUAUGUCUUUUGACACAUCUUGGGAUGUUGAUAAAUACAGAUCUGAACAUGAAUAUGAAGAUCAUUGGAAAUUUAGGCGUCAGUUUUUAGUUGCUCAUCAAGACAAAUUCCCUGAAGAUCGAUUAGUGUGUUUAGCCCAAGUGUUUUUUAAUGUUGAGUUUUUAGGAUGCCAGUACCCUAAAAAAGUCAUGGACCUUAUUGAAACACUAUCUGAAGGUUUAGCUGAUGACUUAAGAGAAAAACGUAAAGGAAAAUUACAAAGAACUUUUGUUGCAGCAUCAGAUGCUGCCGAAGCUAAAGCUAAACGCUAAAAUUAUCAUAACACUACAUAACAGAUCAAUAUCAACCAGAUAAAUUACAAAUUACAAACUAAUUAUUCACACAUUUAUAAUUACUGAACUAUUAAAAUUAUAAAACCAAUAGAUUUAAAAUAAUAUUUUUUAGUAUGCAUUACAUGCAUUAUGAUC